Molecule: messenger RNA, 2436 nt
Organism: Fundulus heteroclitus (mummichog)
Lineage: Eukaryota; Metazoa; Chordata; Actinopteri; Cyprinodontiformes; Fundulidae
Product: oocyte zinc finger protein XlCOF22
Biological process (GO): regulation of transcription by RNA polymerase II
Cellular component (GO): nucleus
Molecular function (GO): DNA-binding transcription activator activity, RNA polymerase II-specific; RNA polymerase II cis-regulatory region sequence-specific DNA binding
Source: RefSeq, a predicted model, not a curated record
UCACAAAGGAAGUAGGUCCUGCUCCUUUCCUGUGUUGUUGCUGCUGCUGUAUUUUCGCUGCUCGCUUGAACACUAAUGUAACCUUUAACCGGUGCGGGCUAGCUCGUGUAGCUUUACAAAAAAAAAACAGCCUUGCCUUAAUUAUUUAUUAUUAUUUACUGUAAACCGUCGUCUUUGCGGUCGAGCAAACGCGGAGCGCCGCGGCAGCCACAACAAAGCGGCGCCUCUGCGGUUAAUUCACUGCUGCUGAUUGUGUUAGCUUAGCUCCGAUGCUAACGGCUGCUAACAAAUCAGAGCCGCUCAUCACGGCGCUUGUUUACAGGGUCGUUUAGCCUCCUUUUGCAAGUCGUUGCUGCCCAGGGUACUCGCCGCCGAGGUGAAAAUGGGAUGCUAAUUGUUAUAAAAUGAAGGGAAAGUCUGUCAUGGCGAACGAGGAGGGGGAAGAAGAAGAGUACAACGUGAUAACUGUCAAAACAGAGUCGGACUCGGAGCAGCAGACCUCAUCCCCCGAGGAAGAUGAAGACGAAGAACACGCUACCAAUGGAUGCGGUCUGAACGUUUUGAUAAAGGAGGAGCCCCGUCUGCUGGAGAUCGGCGAGGAUUACUGCGAGGACACGUCGAGCUGCUUAGACGCCGAGUCCGACGCGGCCACCGGUCGCUACCACCCGGUAGGACGCGUCAAAGCCGAGUCUGACUUUGACCUUCCUUUCGUUUGCGGCUCCGACGGAGCUGCCGUCAAGGAGGAGGCGAGAUCCUGGUUUAAAGAGGAGAGGGAGAGUGAAGAUGAGGAUGGAGAGGAGGAGGAGGAGGAAGAAGACGAUCUGGGGAACAGCCAGGAGGAGUUUGAGGAAGGAGAGGGUGUCUGCACAGAGCUGUCCUCAGACUUUUUUCCUUGUCCCCACUGCACCAUCUCCUUCACUGACCUGGACUAUCUGGAGAAACAUGUCAAGUGGGUCCAUCAGAAAGAGUACCUGGCUAACCUCAAAAAGAGCCUCCCAAACCACACCCUAAGCUUCAACCCAAAACACACUUGCUCUGUCUGCGGCUGCAACUUAAAAUCCAAAGUCCACCUCAGCAUCCAUAUGCGGCAGGCCCACCCCACUGCUCCUCCCCGCAGGCUUCAUCCAUGCCCGACGUGUGCACGUAGCUUCCAGUACCUGAAGAACCUGAAGAACCACUGCACCCGCUGGCACAACAUGUCUGUAGUCAUCCGAGGGGGGCACCUCAGUUGCGCCGACUGCGGAAAGAGUUUCAAGGCCACCUGGGGCCAAGGCCGCCAUAUGUGUCACGAACCAAAUGUUGAAUCUGAGGAUAAGCCGAUCUGUCUGGAUACCGGUUUGCCCUGUCCAGAGUGUGGCAAGAAGCUGCGUACGCCCCAGAGCCUGGGGGACCACAUGCGGACCCACACUGGGGACCGGCCGUUCGUCUGCAAGGACUGCGGGAGGAGGUUUGGGGAGCGUAGCAGCUGGCGUCAACACAUGAAGAUACACCUCGGCGACAAGCCAUUUAAAUGUGAUGUGUGUGGCAAGGCCUUCAUAAGGUCACACCACCUGAAGUCCCACCUAACCACACACUCGGGGAAGAAGGAAUACUCUUGCCUCGAGUGUGGAAAGGAGUUUGGGUUCAAGUCAAGUCUGGAUCUUCAUGUGAGGACGCAUUCCAGUGAGAGGCCUUUCCACUGCAACGUUUGCGGAAAGAGCUUCAACACGCGGAGAAACCUGAGGGUUCACUCCAAACUUCACAACAACGGGAAGGCUCACCAGUGUGGGGAGUGCGGACUGGAGAUCAGAGAUCUUGGAGCUUUGAAAGUCCACUUACGGACGCACACCGGGGAGAGGCCUUACCACUGCACAGUGUGCGGCAACAGGUUCAUUCGCCUCUCGCAUCUGAGAAACCACCAACGCACCCACACUGGCGAGAGACCCUACAAAUGCACCGAAUGCGACAAGAGUUUCGUUCAGUCCGGUGACUUGGUGAAGCACAAGAGGACCCACUCCGGGGAAAAGCCCUUUGAAUGUCCAGAGUGCCACCGCUGCUAUACUUCCUCCGGCGACCUGGGCAAACACAGGAGGAGCCACACUAACCUGCGCCCCUACACGUGCAAGGACUGCGGCAAAACCUUUCGCUUGUCGGGCCAUUUGAAAACGCAUAUGCUAACCCAUACGGGGGAAAAGCCGUACUCCUGCCCAAACUGCCUCCGUAGGUUUGCGCGCUCUCACCAUCUUUCUGGGCAUGUAGCUAAAUGUCGCUGAGCUCUUCUGAGAAGAAUGCAAAUGAGACGACCGCGGUUUGAAAUAAAGAAAAUCUCUGCUGCAUUCAAUCCGAUGGUACGUUCACACCGAACUCGAAUGAGGCGACCUGAGCAGGUGAUUUAUCCCUAUGCAAAAAGGCGUGUUCAAUUCAAUUCAAUUUUAUUUAUAUAGCGCCAAUUCAUGA